AUGCAACCUACCCUGACCAGCCUUUUCCACGGCAGUGCAGGGGGUGAAGCCUCCCCCGUGGAGGCUGCACCCCUUGCCCGGUCGGGAAAGCUCGUCAGGGCGGGUUGGGGACCGACGCGGAUCCCCAGCCUGUUCCCGCAUUGGUUCCCGAAUUGGACGAGUGGGUCGGAACUAAAUGAAACGCGGGAGGCUCUUUUAACCCCUUCCUCCGACUACGAUGAUGAGGAGUUCCUGCGAUAUCUCUGGAAGGAGUAUUUGCAUCCCAAGGAAUAUGAAUGGGCGCUGAUCGCCGGCUACAUCGUCGUAUUCAUUGUGGCUCUCGUUGGGAACGUCUUGGUUUGCCUUGCAGUGUGGAAGAAUCAUCACAUGCGGACCGUUACCAACUAUUUCAUAGUGAAUCUUUCUCUGGCUGACAUUCUGGUCACAAUUACUUGUCUUCCAGCAACUUUAGUUGUGGACAUCACAGAAACGUGGUUCUUUGGGCAGACCCUCUGUAAAGUCAUUCCCUACUUACAGACAGUUUCAGUCUCUGUGUCUGUCCUAACACUCAGCUGCAUUGCUUUGGAUCGAUGGUAUGCAAUUUGUCACCCUUUGAUGUUUAAAAGCACAGCCAAGCGAGCAAGGAACAGCAUUAUAAUUAUCUGGAUUGUGUCUUGCAUCAUAAUGAUUCCUCAGGCUAUUGUUAUGAAGUGCAGCAGUGUGUUCCCAGGAUUAGCCAAUAAAACCACCUUGUUCACAGUGUGUGAUGAGCACUGGGGAGCUGAGGUUUAUCCCAAAAUGUAUCACACAUGCUUUUUUCUGGUAACGUACAUGGCCCCACUGUGUCUUAUGGUGUUGGCCUAUUUGCAAAUAUUCCGAAAGCUGUGGUGUCGCCAGAUCCCAGGAACUUCUUCUGUUGUUCAGAAGAAAUGGAAGCCUCAGCAGCCUUCAGCACAGCCCCGAGCGCUGGGACAAUCAACAAAGUCAAAGAUUAGUGCUGUGGCAGCUGAAAUAAAACAGAUUCGUGCAAGAAGGAAAACAGCUCGUAUGCUAAUGGUCGUCCUUCUAGUUUUUGCACUUUGCUACCUACCAAUUAGCAUCCUCAAUGUCUUGAAAAGGGUUUUGGGGAUGUUUAAUCAUGCUGAUGACAGAGAAACUGUAUACGCCUGGUUCACAUUCUCACACUGGCUUGUAUACGCAAACAGUGCAGCCAAUCCUAUUAUUUAUAACUUCCUCAGUGGGAAAUUUAGAGAAGAAUUUAAAGCAGCAUUUUCCUGUUGCAUCUUUGGCAUUCGCAGCCACCAUGACGAACGGUUCAACAGAGGUCGUGCCAGUACAGAGAGUCGGAAAUCCUUGACCACCCAGAUCAGCAAUUUUGAUAACGUUUCAAAACUUUCAGAACACGUUGUAUUGACCAACAUAAACACAAUUCCAUCAAAUGAUAUUCCAGCUAUGCUCAGCCCAUUGAAGUCAGCAGAACUGCAUCUCCACAUACCUGGGAUGAAUGUGACUUCAAAUAUAGAUGAAGCCAUGAGGGUUUCUACAGAAGACACUGUCAAACCAGAGAAUGCAGAGUGGGAUAAAUUUGUCCCUAGCAUAACUAAACUUACUUCAAUGGAGUUACAGCAAGGAUGA
Messenger RNA from Vidua chalybeata, 1614 nucleotides. RefSeq names its product hypocretin receptor 2 (gene HCRTR2). The record is from RefSeq and is a predicted model, not a curated record. NCBI's taxonomy places the organism in Eukaryota, Metazoa, Chordata, Aves, Passeriformes, Viduidae. Gene Ontology annotation, cellular component: membrane. Gene Ontology annotation, molecular function: orexin receptor activity. Gene Ontology annotation, biological process: feeding behavior; circadian sleep/wake cycle process; G protein-coupled receptor signaling pathway.